Messenger RNA from Pelagomonas calceolata, 646 nucleotides. Lineage: Eukaryota; Pelagophyceae; Pelagomonadales; Pelagomonadaceae. The record is from the annotation of a GenBank genome assembly.
UCGCCGGCUAGACAAGGUACUGGGGAUCUUACUGGGGUCAUACUCAGGCUGGGGUCACUACCGCUGGCGCUAAAUGUGGCGCAAGGAAGUGCGCAAGGCACCUAAAGACCGCCUAAGUAAUACGUGGUCUUCAGGCAGCCGCAGCCGCUGAAGCGGUGCUCCCCUGAGACCUACCAUCGAUGCCCGCGCUUGAUCUGGAGUGCGCCGAAACGCAGCCCCCACGCGGUUGCUGCUCGGCGACGACCGGAUCAAGCUACUACAAGUACGGUCAACUCGGCGCGCCUGUCGAGUACAGACCACCACUCCUGCGGGGUAAACCCGAAAUUCCGUGGCAAAGGUACGUAGACGCGUCAGCGGCUCGGGAGGCGUGGUCUAAACGCGACAGUCGGCGUGCCACGGUGAUCGUCUUGCGUCGCGAGAGACCGAUUUGGAGCUCUGGGGCUGUGGGCAAAUUCGACCCCAGAGAAGCCACAGUCCGAGCUGCCCUACGAUAUUAAACGCUGCGAGGCCCUCAGUGCGAUAUCGGGGCCGGCAUCUACGCGCGUCGCACCCCGCCGUGGCAUUUUCGGUAGGUCGCAAGCAUACAUGUCAUUUUUAAGCGAGGUCUAGUUCAACAAUCUGGCCCGCCGGGUCGCUUUAUUUAUUU